Molecule: messenger RNA, 7814 nt
Organism: Hemiscyllium ocellatum (epaulette shark)
Lineage: Eukaryota; Metazoa; Chordata; Chondrichthyes; Orectolobiformes; Hemiscylliidae
Product: pre-B-cell leukemia transcription factor 2-like
Exons: 9
Coding region: 548-1900 (450 amino acids)
Biological process (GO): animal organ morphogenesis; neuron development; brain development
Cellular component (GO): nucleus
Molecular function (GO): RNA polymerase II cis-regulatory region sequence-specific DNA binding; DNA-binding transcription factor activity, RNA polymerase II-specific
Source: RefSeq, a predicted model, not a curated record
AACACAGAGUCUUGUUGGGAUUUCUCUCUCUCUCUCUCUGUUGCACACACAGACACACACACAGUCUUGUUGGGAUUUUUCUCUCUCUCUCUCUCUGUUGCACACACACAGUCUUGUUGGGAUUUCUCUCUCUCUCUCUCUCUGUUGCACACACACACACAGUCUUGUUGGGAUUUUCUCUCUCUCUUUCCCCUCCUCUGUUGCACACAGAAACACAGAGUCUUGUUGGGAUUUCUCUCUCUCUCUCUCUCUGUUGCACACACAGACACACAGUCUUGUUGGGAUUUUCUCUCUCUCUCUCUGUUGCACACACACACACAGUCUUGUUGGGAUUUUCUCUCUCUCUCUGUUGCACACACACAGUCUUGUUGGGAUUUUCUCUCUCUCUCUGUUGCACACACACACACACACAGUCUUGUUGGGAUUUCUGUGUGUGUGUUAGUGUUUUGUUAUUUUCCCCUCCUCCCCGAGCCCGCUGGUGUUGCUGAAGGGGAAAGCAGAGGCGCUGGAUCUGUCCGUGCCCGUGUUCCCGGUGUUAGGAAGGAGAAUGGACGAGGAAACGCGGCUGCUGCAGCCGCGGGGAGCCGGAGCUGGGAGCGGCAGCGGCAGCGGAGCCGGGUCCGGGGCUGGGGCUGGCGCUGGGGCCGGCUCCGGCGCUCCCGGCCCCGGGCACUCCAUGCAGAGCGGCUUGCCUCCUCUCCUCGGAGCCGGGCACCUUCACGAAAACGCCACGGACAACGGGGAGAGCAGGAAACAAGACAUUGGGGACAUCCUCCACCAGAUCAUGACCAUCACCGACCAAAGCCUGGACGAAGCUCAAGCCAAGAAACAUGCUCUGAACUGUCACAGAAUGAAGCCUGCUCUCUUCAGUGUUUUGUGUGAGAUUAAAGAAAAGACCGGUCUGAGUAUCCGGAGCAGCCAGGAGGAGGAGCCGGUGGAUCCUCAGCUGAUGCGACUGGAUAACAUGCUGUUGGCCGAAGGUGUAGCGGGUCCUGAGAAAGGUGGGGGAUCGGCAGCAGCCGCUGCGGCAGCUGCAGCGUCCGGUGGGGUCUCCCCUGACAACUCGAUCGAGCACUCGGAUUACCGAGCCAAACUGGCACAGAUCCGGCAAAUCUACCACACUGAGCUGGAGAAAUACGAACAGGCCUGCAGUGAAUUCACGACCCACGUGAUGAACUUGCUGCGGGAGCAGAGCCGGACGCGCCCCAUCUCCCCGAAGGAGAUCGAGCGCAUGGUCGGGAUCAUCCAUCGGAAAUUCAGCUCCAUCCAGAUGCAGCUGAAGCAGAGCACGUGCGAGGCAGUGAUGAUCCUCCGCUCCCGGUUCCUGGACGCCAGGCGGAAGAGACGGAACUUCAGCAAACAGGCGACAGAGAUCCUGAACGAGUACUUCUACUCCCACCUGAGUAACCCUUACCCCAGUGAGGAGGCCAAGGAGGAGCUGGCAAAGAAGUGUGGUAUCACUGUAUCGCAGGUGUCCAACUGGUUUGGAAACAAGCGAAUCCGCUAUAAGAAGAACAUUGGUAAGUUCCAGGAGGAGGCUAACAUUUACGCUGUUAAGACGGCCGUCAGUGCAACUGCUGCCUCCCAGAACAGCCAGGCAAACUCGCCCACCACUCCCACCUCUGCAGGCUCCUCUGGAUCGUUCAAUCUCUCCGGCUCUGGCGACAUGUUCAUGGGAAUGCAAGGGUUAAAUGGGGAUUCAUAUCCCGGCGCUCAGGUGGAGUCCCUGCGUCACUCCCUGAACCAGACUGGGAGCUACGGGGAAGGCCUGGGCGUCAGCCAGAUCUACAGCCCUCGGGAUGUCAGGGCUAAUGGAGGGUGGCAGGAUGCAGCCACCCCGUCUUCAGUGACAUCGCCGACGGAAGGUCCCGGAAGCGUGCACUCGGAUACUUCCAACUGAUCUCCCCACCCCGCCUCCAGCUUCCCAGGCAAUUGGAACCAUCAACCCUCCCUGCCCCCUACCCAAUGGGCUCUUCUACAGACCUGACCCACCAGAAGAGAAGAAAUCCAUGAGGAGACACCAGGAAAGGGGGAGAUCUCUUUUUUUAAAAAAUAAAAACCACACACAGAAGAGGAGGUGGCGGCGGUGGGGUGUGGGUGAUGUUGAUACUAACCAAUCACCUUAUGGUUCGCUGUAAAACCUUUUACCUUCAGUGCGACAGUUCAAGGAAAGGCCGCUACAAAGGGAAAGGGCAGGUGAGAGGCCAGGGCAAGGCUCCGGCCUGCACCGUUGCCAUGGGAAUGGGUCCUGUACACUAUCUGCACCCCAACCCAACCCAACCCUGCGAGACCCAAUCUGCCUUGAAUCGGGUCAGUACCAAACACCCACUUGGUCAGCCCUCCCGGUUCUUAAACAACGGCGCAUUUGCUGUUUGCCCCUGUAGGGAGGUUGUCCGUCACGUGAGGGGGAGGAGGCGCCGGCAGCUGAGGCAAUGGUCAGAGAACGUCUGGAAGGAGGAGGAGGAGGAGGAGGCAAGGCGGGAUUCGGGUUGCCAGGCCAUUCCCGGUGAGGCGUCCCGUUGCAGACCAAGCGGGAUUCUUCGUUUUCGGUUCCAGCCCUGUGAAACCUUCUCGCUUUCUGCGCUGCGUUGAGACGCUGUCUGGCCGUGAGGUGGUCAGUGGCCACACGGUGGGACGAGGCAGUGGAUGGGGGGAACUGGAGGCGGUGCGUGCGCUGCCGGUCUAGGGAGAUCGGAGCAGUGGCUCAGCCCGUCCACCUGUAGAUUUGGAGAGAUAAUGGGCGCAGUUGGUGUGAAGUGCUGCAUCCCGGUUACUCUGUGAGUUGGAUAGGGAGCGGGGGACGUCUCUCACACUAUCCCUUCUCUCGACAUCACUUGAAUCUUUCUCCUGCUGUCCAUUUCUUUCCUCUCUGCUUCCUCUACUGUGUUUCCAUGGAAUCUUACAGCGCAGAGCAGCCCACUGAGUUGGCAGGGACCCUCGAUCAGCACUAGUCCCAUUUCCCAUCACUUGGUCCACAGUGAUGUAUGUGCCACUGCAAGUGCUUUUUAAAGGCUGUGAGAGGUUUUGUUGAUGUUGUGUUUUGUUGAGGUCUCCUUUCUACUUUCUAUUCUUUAUCUCUCAUUUAGAAUGUCUUCUUUCUCCCCUCUGCUUCUCCCUUUUCCCUCUCCCUGCACUCCCACAUUUACCCCUUUCAGUCUGGUGCUUUUUGAGUUCCAGCGUCCCCCGGGUAAUGUUGUAGCCUUGUCUGAGUUUUGCCAGGGUCAGACUGUUCUUCAUCGGCUAGACGAGAGAAAGAGAGAGAGAGUCUCUUUCCAAAGAGCCCCCAACGGCAGUGGCUCCUUACGUUUUAGGUGUCGGUGGUUUGGUGUCGUGUUUAAGUAAUGUUGACGUGGUUUUAAGGGUAGGAUUGAAGGUAACACGACUGUCAAAUCUGUGUUCAAUUGAAAUUUGUUUUGCUAUAUCGGGCAAAUCUUUGUAACUUGUUAGUUCAGAACAUUGACUGACAGAGGCCUAGAAGGAUGGGUUGAAGCCUUCUUGCUCUUGCGCACGGUCUCUCUCGCUCUCUCUCUCGCGCUCUCUCUCUCUCUCUCUCUCCACCCCCCCAAUCCAUUCUCUCUCUUCCCCCUCUGUCUCUCUCUGUCUUUCUCCUUUUCUCUUUCUCUCAUUUUUUUCUCUCUUCCCCCCCUCUAUAGAGUUCCUAGUGCAACCUCUGAGCAGUUAAAGGUUAGGCAGCUGCCUGACUGGACAAGCGUGACUCCUCAGUUUUAGUGCCAUCUGUUUGAAAUGGCUGUUUGGUUUGGCCAUGUGAUUUUUUUUUUGUUUGUAAUGGUACAGAUGCUGGGAAGUGGUUGUGACGCCCUGUUUGUGAACGGCCUCACUGGGUGAUGGUCAGUCGGUUGAUGUUCCCCUAUUGGGUGCAGGAAACUGAUGUUGGACGUGCUGGGAGACCAGGGUGGGGGGAGUAUGGGGCUGUGCGGAAAUGUCUCCAGGAAUUCGGGACCAGCCAAGGGCAUUGAAGGGGGGUGGGGAAGAGGGUCUAAUCUGGCUCCAGGAGGUUUUUUUCUUUUAACCUCCAGCCCAGGUUAGGGUUGAGGUGGGGAGGGGGCAGGGUUAGAGGGGCACAAGAGACAAAUUCACUGGCGCCCAGUAGGUGACAGGUUUUGGGAGUGGCGCUCACUGACCUCACCUAACUGGCAGCACAGUGGCUCAGUGGUUAGCACUGCUGCCUCCCAGCACCAGGGACCUGGGUUCGAUCCCAGCCUCGGGAGACUGUCUGUGUGGGGUUUGCACCUUCUCCCCGUGUCUGCGUGGGUUUCCUCCGGGUGCCCUGAAAGAGAUUGUGUCGAGCUAAGUUGCCCCACAGUGUCCGGGGAUCUUCAGGCUGGGUGGGUUGGCCAUGGGAAAGGCAGGGAGGGGCGGGUGCGAUGCAGUAAGGGGGCGUGGGAUGCCAGGAGGGGUCAGCGUGGAUCUGAGGAGCCGAAUGGACAUCGGCUUGUAGCCUGACGGGAUUCUGCGAACCCUGGGCUGCUGCUUGGGGGUGGGGAAGAGAGCUGGGGGUGCCUGUUUCCAGAAUGGUGUGGGUGGGGGGGAUUGGCCCAGAAACCCUAGAGGAACCUUGUUAAGCCUGGUGUCACCCCCUCCAACACGCAGCUGACAGCAGGGCAAGCCGAUCACUUGUGAGUUUUAAUACAUAGAGUUUGACCUGUUUGAAAUGGCUGUUUAGUUUGGACAGCUUUCUCUCUUUUUCUUUCCUUCUCUCCUUCUCUCAUUCUCUCUCUCUUUCUCUCUCUCUCUCCCCACCUCAAGAGUUCCUCGUGUAACCUCUGAGCAGUAACGGUUAGGCAGCUUACUGCUUGGACAAAAGUCGCUCGUGAGUUUUAGUGCCAAGAGUGUGAUCUGUUCUAAAUGGCUGUUUGGUUUGGACUGGGCGUUUGAUAUUUUUGUUUGUAGCGUUACAGAUGUUGGGAAGUGGUGGUGAUAGCCUGUUGACGAACGGCCUCACUGGGUGACAGUGGGUCGGUUGGCCUUCCUUGGCGUGGUGAACAUGGCUGUUGGAGGUGCAGUGCUCGUUUCUCUCCCGUCUGUGUCCUUGAGGGCCCCACGAUGAGCGAGGUCAAAGUCACCGUCUUCUAAAGAAUGCCGGGGAGCUAGGGGCGAGCGGUGCUGGGAGUGGGACAACGGGAGCUGACCUUUCCUGCCCUGCGUUAGGUUUCAAGGCCUGAUGGCACACUGAAGGCCGGGGUUUUACAGUGAGGUUUUUAACACUGCGUUUUGGUUGUGCCCGUCUCGCGGGGCCACGCUGUAUAUACUGUAGAAAGACGUAUUUGUACAUGACUAGCCAAUCAGAGAGAAAAAAAAGAAUGAAAAUAAUAACAGCUUUAUUACCUCAUGCAAGCUGAUAUAAACCAAUAGAUUCGCCACACGUUGUACCUACCGAUUUUAGACUGCUCACAUACUACCUCUGACACCACUCACUCUAGAGAGAAAACAAAAAAAAAUUUUUCGAACCUUUUCCUUUUUGAUUGUUUUUGUUUCCUCGUUUUGUUUUUUAAAAAAAAGAAGUGUUAUUUCAGGUCAGCACAAAAUGGCAGCGUAAUGAUUGUUAUCUGAAGGCACUCAGGGUGGGGUGGUGGGGUCAGGGUGGCAAACUCAGAGCUUAUCCACGCGAUUCCGCUGUCCAGUGGGCAGUUCUGUUUGUUUUCGUUUGAAGAGUAAACCAAAGACCCAGAUUUUAAUGAUGCUCGCUGGGGGAGGUAGGGGGGGUGGUCCCCGAAUUUCAGAUGUCCCUCUCACCUGCCCUCCGUCCAUCGUACACGUCCGGCUUUAGGAGGGGCAGGGGUUCCCCACCCACCCCGUAUCGAGUUGAGCUUUAGUUUUUUUUUGUGUCGCUCACCCCGGGAAGGGGAGGAAGCUCUUCUCGUCCAAAACCUACCUUUCGGUUUUCCCGUCAAGAGGCCGGGUUGUGCGCCAGACACCGGAGUAACGCCGCCAAAGGAAUUUCACUGGACCGUCGCCGUGGCGAUUGGCCCUCAGGCUGGGUGAAGCCAGCCCUCAGUGACAGUGGUCCUUACUGAUGAUUUGGAGACGCCGGCGUUGGACUGGGGUGUACAAAGUUUUAAAAUCACGCCAGGCCACAUUACAGUCCAACAGGUUUAUUUGGAAGCACACUAGCUUUCGGAGCGCCCCUCCUUCGCCAGGUGGUUGUCGAGUGUAAGAUCGUGGGGCACAGAAUUUAUAGCAAAAGUUUACGGUCUGAGCUUAACGAUCUUAUACUCCACAACCACCUGAUGAAGGAGCGUCGCUCCGAAAGCUAGUGCUUCCAAUUAAACCUGUUGGACCAUAACCUGUGAUUUUUUUUUAUAUAGGGGCAGGCAAAGGGAUGUGACGUGUAGCCAUUGGCUAACUCCUCAGGUGUGAGGUGGAGCGGGGAAGGAGGGAGGGUAGGGUUACAGGGUGGAGAUCUCAUCCGCAAUCCCUUCCCCUAGCCAGGGCGCCUUUAUGCCAAGUUGGUCAGUAUGGGGGGGGUGAGGGAGCUGAGCGUAGCCUGGGUGAAGGGACGCCCCGCAAUGGCAUUGAGGUCAAGUGGAAAUGCCCCCCCCACACCCAGUUUCCCAGUCUGUUGAAACCCUCUUCUGCGUUGGCUUUCGACGAGGGACGGAGAGCUCUUUAGGAUCGACGUCGGAUUUAGAUUCCGAGGAGGGAAAGGGGGGGUGGGCGUUGAGGCGGUGGGUUGAGAGAGUCUCCUGCUGUCUCCCCUUGGGGACUGCUGCCGAAAUGGCCUUCCCUGGAACCAAUCCGAUCUGUCAACGGGCACAGCGCAGGAUGCCAUCUUCCCCUCGCCCACCCUGCCCUGCCCUGUCCCUUCAGGGGCGCGGCUUUGUCCGAAGCAGAACGUGUCCCCCUCCCCGCAACCGAAGGGACGUGCUUUGACGGUGUGCUCCUCCGAACCGGCCUAGCCCGCUCGCAAAGUGUCAGAGCGUGCCCGGAGCAACCAAACCUCGGCCUGCCGCCUUAUCGGCCUGCGCUCUCUCUACAUUCCACACCCUCCCAAACCCCAUCGAAAAGCCCUGGGGAGGGGGUGAGGGGGGAUGUUGUGUGAAGCUCACUGGGGGGGGCGGGGGGGGGGAGUGAGAUGGGUGGGGCCAUUGGGCGUGACCCAUCGCAGAGUUGGUUUCCCCCAUUGCAAAGCAGCAGUAGGAAUGAUGGGAAGGUUAGAUUUGAAAAUCUGCUCGUGUGGCGCCCCCCCCAACCCCAUUGUCUUGGUUUAGCUUUUUAACAAAAAAAAUUUGCCGCUUCGUUUGAUCAUCUUUCCUUUCUGCCUUUCCCCCUGCCCCCGUCCGAUUCCCCUAAGGUUUUUGUCAUGUUCGUGUCAUUUCCCUCCAAUGUGGGAGAGGAGGAGGAAGGACAAACUGAAGAAAAAAGAAAUUUAUUACAGCGGGCGAGCAUGGGGGGGUCGCGGUUUCCGGUUGUAAACGAGUUUCCCGUUUCUGUUCCGAAGCGGUCUUUCCCCGUUCUCGCAGAGCGCUUCCGUCGGCGAGAAACCGCGCGUCACCCUACUCGGGACCGACUGCCCACCGCGGCCCCACCUUCGCAUCAAUUAAAGGGUCUGCUCAUGCCCCCCCACCCCCACCCCGCCCCAGUCUGUGGGGAUUGAGGGUGAGGAGGCCGAGGGCUGGUGUUUUUUUUUUGGGAGGGGGUGUGUGAGGUGGGGGGAGUUGUUGGGGGGGGGCGGUAAGGGGAAUUGGCCAUGAGCUGCCGAGAAAAGGCGGCCCUGUCUCUUUUGAGUAUUAUGCUGCCAUUCUGUGCUGCUAAGUAACCAUGAUUGCUUUCAAUAAACUUUAUUGUUCCACGCA